Molecule: messenger RNA, 219 nt
Organism: Kwoniella botswanensis
Lineage: Eukaryota; Fungi; Basidiomycota; Tremellomycetes; Tremellales; Cryptococcaceae
Exons: 4
Coding region: 1-219 (72 amino acids)
Source: RefSeq, a predicted model, not a curated record
AUGUCACCCACGUAUCAAAUUAUAGAUCAAUACAACCUCACGAUAUCGUUCUUGAUUACCCUCGCUUGGCAGAUGUUGGGAUUUGCUAUAGCCUGGACGUUCAAGUUUGACAAGGUGACAGACUUCACGGGGGGUUCCAACUUCUUCAUACUGGCUUUGAUCACUCUAACGACAGGUGGUACUUAUACAGCCAGGUAUGUCAGGUCGAACAUAAAAUGA